Messenger RNA from Sinocyclocheilus rhinocerous, 255 nucleotides. Its product is annotated as integumentary mucin C.1-like. The coding region runs from base 1 to 255 and encodes 84 amino acids. The transcript has 3 exons. NCBI's taxonomy places the organism in Eukaryota, Metazoa, Chordata, Actinopteri, Cypriniformes, Cyprinidae. The record is from RefSeq and is a predicted model, not a curated record.
AUGCCUGACAGCACCACAACUAUUGAUGCAACAACAACUUUGACUUCCACAACCACCCCUCCAACAACUUCAGCUACAGUACCAACAUCAACAACUAAUCGACCAAAAACAACUAUAACUGUGCCUGACACCACAACAACUACUGACUCAACAACAACUUUGGCUUUCACAACCACUGCUCCAACAUCCUCAACUAUUGUACCAACAUCGACGACUAAUAAACCAACAACAACUAUUACCAACAUCAACGACUAA